CCCUCGACUACUCAACCCCUUUAUCACAUCUCGAAAAAACCCAAGCCUUCAACGGUUCAACCACCGGACCGGCUUUUUUCUCCGUUUAUCUCCGACCGUCCGGCCGCUACAAUCUCCGAUGUGAGUUCAACUUUGUUGCUAUUAAGCCAAUGGAUCAAGAUGUUGACCGAGUCAAAGGAUCGUGGAGUCCCGAGGAGGACGAAUUGUUGCGGAAGCUGGUGCAUCGACACGGCGCUCGGAACUGGUCGUUGGUAUCGAGGUCGAUCCCCGGCCGGUCGGGGAAAUCGUGCCGGUUACGGUGGUGCAACCAGCUAUCGCCGGAAGUCGAGCACCGCGCUUUCACGUCGGAAGAAGACGGGGUCAUCGUGAAAGCCCACGCCAAGUACGGCAACAAGUGGGCUACCAUCGCUAGGCUCCUCAAUGGCCGUACGGACAACGCUGUCAAGAACCAUUGGAAUUCGACGUUGAAGAGGAAGCUCUCGGAGGCGGAAGACGGCGAUUCGGUUCAAGAAUCGGAGAAAAGAUCGGCGAAAUCCCCAAGAAGGGAGAGUCCUUCGGGUUCUGAAGUCAGCGAUUUGGGAUUGAGCGUCGCGAAGUCGAAUCGGCACUCCGCUGACGUCGUUUCGACUGAGCUUACUCUUGGACGUUCAUGGAACGAAUCGUUCGAGUUCAAUAACAUUAGCUCAUCGGAGAAGAAGAACGAACAACCAUUGGAGGAAAAGCAAGUGGCCGGGGCAAAUAUGACGACGGUGGCGCUUGCACAAGCCGCAACGGCGGCGAUUACGCCAGCGGCGAUGCAAGAGAUGAUCAGAAAAGAAGUGAGGGAUUACAUGGCAGAGUUUGAUUGUAAGAGUGAAAACGUGAGGGAUUUGUGGGGUAGAGAGGAUUGAAUGAAGGACUAAAUUGAAACAACUUAUUCACUAAAAA
Molecule: messenger RNA, 927 nt
Organism: Gossypium arboreum
Lineage: Eukaryota; Viridiplantae; Streptophyta; Magnoliopsida; Malvales; Malvaceae
Product: transcription factor MYB73-like
Exons: 1
Coding region: 150-890 (246 amino acids)
Biological process (GO): regulation of DNA-templated transcription
Cellular component (GO): nucleus
Molecular function (GO): DNA-binding transcription factor activity, RNA polymerase II-specific; RNA polymerase II cis-regulatory region sequence-specific DNA binding
Source: RefSeq, a predicted model, not a curated record